AUUCUCUCUCUGCGUCGACAACACUCCAACACAUACAUAGCCAUUAUCCCACCCCGUCUUCCACGAACACAAUCCAAUUCUAGAUCCUCACAGCCACACAUAUCCAUCUUAUCAAACCGCAUAACAUCCCCGCAGCAAUGGACGCAACGGACGACGUGAUGAACACCGUCAGCGAGUUCAUCUACUUCCGCGUGGAACCCACCGUGAAGCCCGAAGACCCCAACAGCGACGAGGGUUACGCCCUGCUCCGGGUUUUCGAAGCUGCCAAAGCGCAAUGUGCGUAUCGGAGCUCGGCGUGGGGUCGCUCCGUGGAGGAUGAGAGCGUGAUUGUUUGGGUUGUUGAAUGGACCGACAUCUACGCCGGCACAAACUUAACCUACCUCAAACCCUUCGUCCCCCCCGACACGCACAUCCAAGCCGUCUACGCAACAGUGACCCCCCCAAUCCACACAACCGGGACCCUAACCGACAACCCCGUAACGGAGCUGUGCGCUCUCGCCUUCGAAAGCGGCCUGCCCCCCGCGCAGCAAACCAAGCUCAGCUGCAACCUGGUGCACUUCCGCUCGACGCUGACGGGGUCGUCGGCGCUACCGGAGGGCCAGCGCCCGACGUCUUGGACGAUGGGGUAUGUGGAGAGGCCCGGGACGGUUCCCAUGGAGAAGAGUCCGACGGGCAAGGCGCUGGUGUAUUUGCUUGUUGUGGGGUGGCCUAGUGUCGAGGCGCAUUUGGAGGCUAAGAAGACGGAGGCGUUUGCGGAGGGGAUUAAGCCUAUUAGGGAGGCUAUGUUGGGGACAGCGCCGGGGUUGGGGAUGAUGCAUGUUUCUUUUAGGAAGGUUUAGUUUUUUUUUUUUUAGUUUUUUUUUGGGGGGG
This is a messenger RNA of Aspergillus candidus, 870 nucleotides long. RefSeq lists its product as uncharacterized. The record is from RefSeq and is a predicted model, not a curated record. The transcript is spliced from 2 exons. NCBI's taxonomy places the organism in Eukaryota, Fungi, Ascomycota, Eurotiomycetes, Eurotiales, Aspergillaceae. Bases 138 to 839 code for a protein of 233 amino acids.